Molecule: messenger RNA, 2700 nt
Organism: Bufo gargarizans (Asiatic toad)
Lineage: Eukaryota; Metazoa; Chordata; Amphibia; Anura; Bufonidae
Gene: CRMP1
Product: collapsin response mediator protein 1
Exons: 14
Coding region: 1-2049 (682 amino acids)
Cellular component (GO): cytosol; cytoplasm
Molecular function (GO): hydrolase activity, acting on carbon-nitrogen (but not peptide) bonds, in cyclic amides
Source: RefSeq, a predicted model, not a curated record
AUGGCAUCAGAGAGGAAAAGGAACUGGAAUAAAGAAGAUGAUCUCCCUGUCUAUCUGGCCAGACCAGGGACCACUGCCCAGACCCCCAGGGUGAAGUAUGGGGGCAUGUUUGCUUCUGUAGAAGGGGCUUAUGAGAACAAGACUAUAGAUUUUGAUGCCUACAGUGUGGGCAAGAAGGGGACCAGAACCCCAAGGAGCAGCAGCAGGGCGGAUUUGGAUGGGGACAAUUUCAGUGAGACAGCCAGUGAUGUGAGCGAGAUCUCUGGAUCUGUCAUCAGCUCUCCUGGAGAAAGGGAAGACAGGACCCCAGGCAUUGAGAUCAAGUAUUCCGGUGGGAAGGAGCUGCUGCAGGGGCAGGACAAUGGCAAGAGUGACCGACUCCUCAUCAAAGGAGGAAGAAUCAUCAACGAUGACCAGUCAUUCUACGCCGAUAUUUACCUCGAAGAUGGCCUUAUCAAACAAAUUGGAGAGAAUUUGAUUGUUCCUGGUGGAGUAAAGACCAUCGAAGCUAAUGGACGUAUGGUUGUUCCUGGUGGAAUUGACGUUAAUACGUAUCUUCAGAAGCCCUACUUGGGUAUGACGACACUUGACGAUUUCUACCAAGGAACUAAAGCCGCAGUAGCAGGAGGGACCACCAUGAUCAUUGACCAUGUGGUUCCCGACCCUGGAUCCAAUAUUUUGGCCUCAUUUGAAAAAUGGCACGAGGUGGCCGAUACCAAAUCCUGCUGUGAUUACUCCCUCCACAUGGACAUCACCAGCUGGUACGAUGGGAUCCGAGAGGAGCUGGAUAUUCUGAUACAAGACAAAGGUGUCAAUUCAUUCCAGGUAUACAUGGCCUACAAAGAUCUAUACCAAAUGACGGAUAGCCAGCUUUAUGAGAUCCUUACCUUCCUCAAGGAUCACGGUGCUGUAAUUAUGGUCCAUGCCGAAAAUGGAGAUUUAAUAGCUCAGGAACAAAAACGUAUAUUAGAAAUGGGCAUAACUGGACCUGAAGGACACGCUCUGAGCCGACCUGAGGAGCUUGAAGCUGAGGCAGUAUUUCGAGCCAUUGCCAUAGCAAGCCAAAUCAACGCCCCUGUGUAUAUUACCAAAGUCAUGAGCAAGAGCUCUGCUGAUGUCAUCGCACAAGCCAGGAAGAAAGGUGCGUUAGUAUUUGGUGAGCCAAUUACGGCAAGUUUAGGAACAGAUGGAACCCAUUACUGGAGCAAAAAUUGGGCAAAAGCUGCAGCCUUUGUUACCUCCCCACCUCUCAGUCCAGAUCCUACCACACCUGACUACCUGAACACUAUGCUGGCAUGCGGAGAUCUACAAGUGACCGGAAGUGGACACUGCUCCUACAGCACGGCCCAGAAAGCCAUAGGAAAAGAUAACUUCACUCUUAUCCCUGAGGGUGUGAAUGGUAUAGAAGAAAGAAUGACGAUUGUUUGGGACAAGGCUGUGGCUUCUGGUAAGAUGGAUGAGAACCAGUUUGUCGCAGUCACUAGUACAAACGCUGCUAAAAUAUUCAACCUCUAUCCAAGAAAAGGGAGAAUAGCAGUCGGCUCUGAUGCCGAUGUGGUCAUUUGGGAUCCUGAUAAGAUGAAGACAAUUUCUGCAAAAAGCCACAAAUCGGCGGUGGAAUACAACAUUUUUGAAGGAAUGGAGUGCCAUGGAGCUCCACUUAUUGUUAUUAGCCAGGGAAAGAUUGUGUUUGAAGAUGGAAACCUGCACGCCAACCAAGGAAUGGGACGGUUUAUUCCCCGGAAACCGUUCCCAGAAUAUAUUUAUCAGCGCAUCAAAACAAGGAACAUGGUGAGCGGAUUGCAACCUGUGUCCCGCGGGAUGUAUGAUGGACCAGUGUAUGAAGUUCCAGACAAUCCAAAGUAUACAACCCCUGCCCCUUCUGCUAAAUCAUCACCCUCCAAACCCCAGCCUCCACCCAUCAGGAAUCUUCAUCGGUCAAACUUCAGUUUAUCAGGUGCACAGAUUGACGAUAGUAACCCUCGCCGCACAGGACACCGUAUCGUUGCCCCACCAGGAGGUCGCUCAAACAUCACAAGCCUUGGCUGACUAUUGGCUAAUAGAGAAAGCUGAUAAGAAAGAUCAUCACCAGAACAUUGUUCAAUUCUAUGUCAGUGUUAUUGAGCCCACAAUGUUUUUGCUACUAAUGGAAAAUUAAUUUUAAAAAAAUGGUCUGUUUUGUAUCGGAAAAGAUGGUCAUAGUGUGGUGAAGUGCUUGGAAUGGUUUGCCUCACCUUAAAGCAUGGAAUACACCCAUCACUGUAUUAGACUAGAGACAUCAGCUUUGUCUUGUAGCUAUCUGGUUGUUCUUUUGCACCAUUACGUUGUAUGUUGGGUUGGUAAUGCAUGGUUUUUGCGUUAUUUAUUUCUAAGAUGUAGCCUGUGAGUUUAAUGCCAACCGUCAUCUAGACACAAUGCCAAGAAUGACUUUGCCACCGAUAACUAAGAAAUGUGAACAAAUUUAUGUAUGCAGUAGGUAACUCAGUGUAUCAUGUUUCACUUACUUUUAGUCUUUUUAUUGUAACUAUGACACAGCAGGAGAGAUCACUCAUGUACAAAAAUCUGACUAACUGUACAGUUCUGUAUGUUUCACCACUGGGGAUAUUCACACAUACAGCUUUCUUUAAGCCGUGCAACACAAUGAGCCGGUUUGCAUGGGAUUUUGAUACUGUCAGUCCAGCGUAGCUGCCUAAUUUUUAA